Molecule: messenger RNA, 1601 nt
Organism: Anopheles merus
Lineage: Eukaryota; Metazoa; Arthropoda; Insecta; Diptera; Culicidae
Gene: Rcd-1
Product: CCR4-NOT transcription complex subunit 9
Exons: 4
Coding region: 234-1139 (301 amino acids)
Biological process (GO): negative regulation of translation; mRNA catabolic process
Cellular component (GO): CCR4-NOT core complex; CCR4-NOT complex; P-body
Source: RefSeq, a predicted model, not a curated record
UUGACAGCUGAAAAGUCGCUUCGCAACCAUUUGACAGCCACUCGUCCUUUGCACCGCUGUCGAGUUUGCCCAUUUGCUGUGCGAGUGAAAAAAUAAUAUCCAACACACUGCCUUUGAUUUAUUUUUCGAGAGCGUUCUGUGCUGCACCAGGUGAAGCAUCUGCCCGAACACCAUACAACAAACCGCAGUCGUUUGCUUUGCAUCUCACAAGCGUGUAAAAUCGUGCUUCGGAAAUGGCUGUCGUGCAGCAGGCUGGCAAUUUGCCACCAAUGGCGUCAAACUCCGAGAAGGUGUUCCAGUGGAUAAACGAGCUGUCCAAUCCGGAAUCGCGCGAGACGGCCCUGCUCGAGCUGAGCAAGAAGCGGGAAUCCGUCGCCGAUCUGGCCCCGAUGCUGUGGCACAGCUUCGGCACGACGGCCGCCCUGCUGCAGGAGAUCAUCCACAUCUACCCGUCCAUCAAUCCGGCCACCCUGACCGCGCACCAGUCGAACCGGGUGUGCAAUGCGCUGGCCCUGCUGCAGUGUGUCGCCUCCCAUCCGGAGACGCGCUCCGCCUUCCUGGCCGCCCACAUUCCGCUCUUCCUGUAUCCGUUCCUGCACACGACCUCCAAGACGCGCCCCUUCGAGUACCUGCGGCUGACGUCGCUCGGUGUCAUCGGUGCGCUGGUGAAGACCGACGAACAGGAAGUGAUCACGUUUCUGCUGACGACGGAAAUCAUUCCACUGUGCCUGCGCAUCAUGGAGGCCGGAUCGGAGCUGAGCAAAACGGUGGCCACCUUCAUACUGCAGAAGAUACUGCUGGACGACAGUGGGCUGUCGUACAUCUGCCACACGUACGAUCGGUUCUCACACGUCGCCAUCAUUUUGGGCAAGAUGGUGAUAUCGUUAUCCAAGGAACCUUCGGCACGGCUGUUGAAGCAUGUCGUACGCUGCUACCUGCGACUUUCGGACAAUCCACGCGCCCGAGAAGCGUUACGCCAGUGCCUGCCGGAUCAGCUGCGCGACGGUACGUUCACCGCCUGUCUGCAGGAGGAUAAAUCCACCAAGCACUGGCUGACGAUGCUGUUGAAGAAUCUGGACACACCGGCCGGUCCCGUUACCGAUCCGCGCCAGGUUGGCAUCGCUCCGCUUACCUCGUAGAGGGCGACCGGCGGUGCUGGAAAUUUCAUACUUCAAGGGCUGUAACCGUGCAACCAGUGCCAGCGUUGACGGCACAGGCAACGGAAGCGGGCCAGAGGGGAGCGGCCGCCCAUCAGCUUCCAUUGUCCGUGAGUGUGUGCGUGUGUAUUUUUCUUUCCCAAACCUUUUUUGUUUUGUUAAUAAGCUGCCAGCUGCGCGUAAAAAACGGUAGCACCAGCUGUCCCUUUUAGGAUUAGUCGCUCGAUCGAACCGCGCUCGUGUCCCACAUUACCACCCGAUUUGUUCCUCCAGGCUAUUUUGCGAAGCGAAGCUGUAGAGCGAAGCAAAAAAAAAAAAGAGGGACGAGCGAUAAAAGCUAAGACGAGCUAACCUCUCACCCCUAUUAAGAUGUACAGGCAAUUUUUAAGACAAAAUCCCAUUUGUAACGAAGCAACAAAACAGGCAACAAAAGAAAACAAAUGU